CGUCUUCCCACAGCAACCCGUUUCCUCACCUCCAGCCGAAGAGGAGCUUCAUCUUCAACGCGGUCGCUGCAGCUGCGAGGGGGCGGAGCCUGCCGGGGCUGUAGUCCCGGAGCCUAUCAUAAAGUUAGAGAGUCUCAGACUGCUGCUUACCUGCGCGCCGAGCCGCUUCACCUGGAACCGUCACAUGAAAUAUGAUGAGGAUUUUACCUUCGUGUGCGCACUUCUUCUUGACGAGUAGAGCUGUUCUCAGGCAGGCUUAUAUCCGAAGGAACGCAGCCGCAGCUCCGAGGACGCACAGGUUUUCUUCUCAGGGCUUCCUGAAAAGACACUGAUCAACUCCUCAAGCCGCUGACUUAAUCCUGAAUCUUACACCUGCACCACCUGCAUUCAUGGCCCACCCUUAUGAGCCCUGGUUAAGGACAGCACCAUCUAGUGGCAGCUCUGAAGAAAUGAACAUCCCGUCCUGGUGGGACCUCCACCGUGAUGUGCAAGCCGGCAGCUGGAUAGACCUGCAGACUGGGCAAAGUGUUGGUGUGCCCUCAGUAAGCUCUGGCAGCUCCAUGGGACUGCAGAACUCUUUAGGCCCGUAUGGCUCUGACCCACAGCUGUGCACCAUGGCCCCGCCUCAGCACACCCCCACCUCACACUCGCCCCACCUCUUCCCGCUGGACGGCUUCAAGAUGGAACCACUGGGACCUGAAAUGCUGCAGCAGGAAACCUACUCCUUGGAGGAACCGCAGGAGACCUCUGUGUCAGCUCGGCCCAAGCCCCAGCGACGUUCAUCCUCUCGGGGCGCCGGGCAGACCAUGUGCCGGUGCCCCAACUGCAUCCACGCCGAGCAGAUGGGCCAGAGCGCCGACGACAGCAGGACGAAGCACAUGCACAACUGCCACAUCCCUGGAUGUGGCAAAGCCUAUGCUAAAACCUCCCACUUGAAGGCUCACCUGCGCUGGCACAGCGGCGACCGACCGUUUGUCUGCAACUGGCUCUUCUGCGGAAAGAGGUUCACACGCUCUGAUGAACUGCAGCGCCACCUGCAGACACACACCGGUGCCAAGAAGUUUAGCUGCGCUUUGUGCCCACGAGUGUUCAUGCGUAACGACCACCUGGCCAAGCACAUGCGCACCCACGAGUCCCCGCCGGGGCACGGGGAGGAGAGAGUAAAUGGGGAUGGGAAGGGUUUUGAUGCACCCACACCGACACAGUCAUCGUCUGACAGCACAGAGCCUCAGCUGAAGCUGAAAUGUGAGAUAGACCCUUCGGUUUCAAACGUGACAGGGCAGUCUGGCUAAUUUUAUCAUUUUGAGGAGAUGUUUUGUAGUAAGAGAGUUCAGUCCUCUCUGUCACAGAGGGAGAAUAGUUUUAUAAUAGAAUAGAAGAAUGGUUUGGACACACUAUUACUGAUGAAAGCUGGAUGGAAUGUAUGCAACUCCUGCGGUAGUGAGAGAAGGGAUGCUACAGCACACAGGAAACACAGGGUUGUAUGCGUUGUGCAGCUAAAACUCUGCUCUGUAGAUUUUAAAAGGAAUCAAAGGAGAGCCAGAGGUGCAGCGUGCUGCUCGACCCGCCAGCAGACCAGAGGAUGGAGGAGUCCAACUGAAAACAGAUGUUUACGUGAAACUUGUUGAACAUGUUGCUGAAAGUGAGGAGCAGGUCUGCUUCCAACUUUUUAAAAAGGAGACAAUGCUAAUAUUUUUUGCUUGUAUUUAAUAUUCUGACUACAUGAGUGCAGCCCACUGUACCAGGAGACAAAACGGUUUUUUUUCUGAGAGCACACAGAUCGAGAGCCAUUGUUUUUUUUAUUGUGAUAAUAUAAUAUAAUAUUAUAAAAAUGGUAGUUUUAAUUUUUUAUAAUAUAAUAUACAGUGCCUUGCAAGAAUAUUCAUAAAUGUUGAAGUUUAUGUUUUGUCUCUUUCAGCCACAUUCAAUUUACUGAAUUUUAUUUGACAGAACUACAGGAAAAUUAAGUGUCUUUCUACUUCGGAAGUAGAAAGAAACUGUUAAAUUGUUUUUAACAUUUUAUAAUUAAUAGUAAUCUCAAUAGUGUGAUAUCUAGUUGUAUUCAGUCCUCGUAGGUCAACACUUUGUAGACGCGUAUUUCUGUGCAGGUAGAACUGUAGGUUUGUGGAGGAAGUCUCUACCGCCUUUGCACAUCUGGAGACUGAAACUUUUAUUCUGCUGUGCAAAAGACCUAAAACUCAGGUGAGAUGGAGUGAACAGAAUUUUUCUAGAUCUUCAAAAUAGGAUUUAGGCCCGUGCUUUGACUGGGCCAUUCUAGCACGUUUGUUCUUUGAACUAAACCUAAACCAUUGUCACUAUGGUUGCUGUGGUUCUGUUGGAAGGUGAACCUCCAUCCCCGUCUCGAGUCUUUUGCUUCUCCAACCAGUUUGCCUGUAAUUGUUGAAGAAAAUCUUCCCAACAAGCAUGAUGCUGCCACCACCAUGAUUUACUGUGGGGAGGGUUGGUUAAGGUUGAUGCAGAGUAUUACUUGCACACAUGUUGUGAUUCCAGGCAAAGUGUUUCAUUUUGUUUUCUAUGUUUCCUACGUCACUUGUGGUAUGAAAAUACUUCCUGAGCCAUGUUUCUUUCCACCUCUCAGACAGGAAUGCCCUGUCUGAGCUGUAAACACUUUCAACUCCUCCUGGGUCUCUCAUCUGCACCACUGUUUAUUACUGUCUACUGUGCUAUAACCAAACCUUGCUCUAAACCUCUCCACCACUGCAUCCUGACCUUUCUGCUGUGUUUUUUGGUCUUCAUGAUGCUGUUGUUUUCUAGCAAACCUCUGAGGCCUUAAAAUGACAGUUGGAGUUAUUCUGAGGUUAAAUUGGAAACAGGUAGACUCUGUCUACUCAUAGGAUUACAAAAGUAGUUAAUAAAACUUGAAUUUAUGUAGCAGUAUCAGAAUAGAGGGGUAGGACUGCAUUUGUACUUUGAGUCUGCACUUUUCAGAUUUUACUAUAUGAAGAUAUUUGAAAACCAGGCAUCUUUCUUUACUUUUUAAAAUUUUGCACUACUUUGUGUUGAUUUAUCACUUCAAAUCACACUAAAACACAUUAAAGUUUUUAAUGUGACAAAAUGCAGAAACGUUAUGAAUAUCUUCGCAAGGCACUGUAUGUAUAACAAUUUGGGAAUUUCAUGCACUAUAACAGCUAGAAUUGACCAAAGAUUAUGUUCCUUUUUUACCUAAAGAAUGGUGUUAAAAGACUUGAGAACAGGAAAAUGUGAACAGGUGCUCGAGAUGAAACAAACCAAAAACAAAAGAGCCACUUCAGCGACGUGAAGAAGUCAAGACCCACAGACCCACAACAAACCAAGACAUGGACAGAAAGAUGCCGUCUGGUUUGAUGAAUCCAGGUUUCUGUUGUGACAUGCUCGGGGACAGCAGACACAUCUGGAAGCAGAGCACAAAAACAAGCCAUUCGCUUCAUCCUGUUGACACCGCAGGUUGCAGGUACUGAAAGACACGUCCAACACGAAGAAGCACAAGACUCUGAGCUGCACUUGGCAAUUUUGUCUUCCUAACAAUAGAUCAAAUGGUUGUGUGUAAUGUGAAAGAGGUAACAGUUGUUGAGUGCUAUCACCUAUGUCCUCUGCACUUUGCCUCAACAUCUACCAGUCUAUUUUGUCUCUGAUUUACUGGUUUAAAGCCCCCCUACUCGAUUUAUCCAUAUGUGCAGUAACAGAUAUUCAAAUAUUUAUAUUAAAAAAGCUAACUAUUGCCUUGUAGCUCCACCUUAAAAGAAUACAACAGGCCAAAUUGACAGCCCCGUUAUUUAGCACUACUCAUAAAACUGAACAGAGGAUUUAGUUUGGAGAUUUAAAAGGAAAGGCAUGAUAAUGGAAAGAAGCCCUUUAUAGAAUUAAAUAUGUCUCCAAAUGAGUUAGAAUGACAUUGUGUCUGUUAAAGCCCCACUGAUAUCUAUUAACAAAUUGUAAAAGAAAAUGUUUUUUUAUAUAUUAUUUUUACAAUUCUGCUGCCCCCUGCAGGUCAAUGAUUUUCAUAUGCAUUCCUAAAAAUAUAAAGGAAAAACUAGAAUACCUGAUGACUUUUCUUUUUCAGGAGUGAAACAAUUAGGUUACUUAUAUUUGGUUAGAUUGUUUUAAAUAUCAAUGUUAUAUGAUCAGUAGUGGUGUAGCUUUAUAGGAUGUAUGCAAUCCAUCACAAAUUACAGGCAGAUUUCUACAUAUUAGGGAGCUUUUGAUGAUCAGAGACUCAGUUGUAUUUAUGUAUAGAAGAUACAUUAGAACAAAGGGCUUAAACAUUAGUCAAUUAUUGUUUAUUGACUAGUAUUAAGGUUAUAAGUUGUUGAUCUUUUUAUAGAUAGACUUAUUUUAUUUUAUAGAAAUUUUCUAGUGGUUGCUGUAGUUGAUGUAACAGUUUUUUGAGACUGUAAUAGAAUAAUUUAAAUACCAUGAUAAUUUGUAGUUAAUCGAUUAUUGUCCCUCAAUAAUAAAUCUGUUAAAGAAGUGCA
This is a messenger RNA of Gambusia affinis (western mosquitofish), 4472 nucleotides long. It is a transcript of the gene sp6, whose product is annotated as Sp6 transcription factor. The record is from RefSeq and is a predicted model, not a curated record. Bases 390 to 1292 code for a protein of 300 amino acids. Gene Ontology annotation, molecular function: RNA polymerase II cis-regulatory region sequence-specific DNA binding; DNA-binding transcription factor activity, RNA polymerase II-specific. NCBI's taxonomy places the organism in Eukaryota, Metazoa, Chordata, Actinopteri, Cyprinodontiformes, Poeciliidae. The transcript has 2 exons. Gene Ontology annotation, biological process: regulation of transcription by RNA polymerase II.